Molecule: messenger RNA, 1089 nt
Organism: Hippopotamus amphibius kiboko
Lineage: Eukaryota; Metazoa; Chordata; Mammalia; Artiodactyla; Hippopotamidae
Gene: HMGN3
Product: high mobility group nucleosomal binding domain 3
Exons: 7
Coding region: 246-620 (124 amino acids)
Biological process (GO): chromatin organization
Cellular component (GO): nucleus; chromatin
Molecular function (GO): nucleosomal DNA binding
Source: RefSeq, a predicted model, not a curated record
UUUAGAACGUUGCCGCAGCCAAUGGGGCCUCGCGGCCGGCUGUCGGCGCUCCUCAUUGGAGGAGCGGAGAGGAGAGCGAGUAGAGGGCCCCCAGAGGGAGCCGCGGAGGUUCGGGUCCCGGAGGCCGGGCUACGCCGAGCCGUGCGCGUGAGCAGCUGUGGCGGCGGCGGCGGCAGCAUCCAGCGGCGGUGCCAGCAGUUCCAGCCCGUUGCUUUACUUUUUAGCUGCACGAACAUAGAGUCAUUAUGCCGAAGAGAAAGUCUCCAGAGAAUACAGAGGGCAAGGAUGGAUCCAAAGUAACUAAACAGGAGCCCACCAGACGGUCUGCCAGGUUGUCAGCGAAACCUGCUCCCCCAAAACCUGAACCUAAACCAAGAAAAACAUCUGCUAAGAAAGAACCGGCCACAAAGGUUAACAAAGGUGCUAAAGGGAAGAAGGAGGAAAAGCAAGAAGCUGGAAAGGAAGGUACUGCACCAUCUGAAAAUGGUGACACUAAAGCUGAAGAGAUCCACAUCUCUCGCUCAACUGUUAAUGUCUCAGCCUCCAGAGGUACCCCACCCAGCACACUGUCAGUAAAGGGGCAGAUUGAAACAGUGAGAGUUAAGGGCACAGAAAACUGAAUCUGUAGCUAACGAGGGAGAAUGAAUUGUCAUGAAAAUUGGGGUUGAUUUUAUGUACCUCUUGGGACAACUUUUAAAAGCUAUUUUUACCGAGUAUUUUGUAAAUGCUAAUUUUUUUAGGACUCUACUAGUUGGCAUACAAAAAUAUAUAAGGAUGGACAUUUUACCUUCUCAUAGUCAUGCUUUUUUGGAAAUUUCCAUCAUCCUUGAGUAAAAUAAAUACCAAUUUAAUAUUGGAAGCUGUCUGUAAAGUUGAUGCAGCGUUCCAUGCACUUGCUUUAAAUAUUUAGUCCUGUGCAUAAUGUGGAGUUUUUACUGUGCGUAUUUGAAUUUUUUCAUGCAGUUUUUCUAGAGCAAUAAUCAGUGGUGCUUUUGUACCUAGGUUUUAUGUGAUUUUAAUGAAACAUGGAUAGUUGUGGCCACCUGCUGACUAUUUGUGGUUUAAAAUAAAAGGUUUCUGCCUGCAAAA